AUGCUCUCCUCUUUUUAACCACUUGUAACAUUACCAAUUUCUGGCUGCUAAAACCUCCCAUUUUAAAAAAACCAUCUUGAUCUCAGGACUGAAUCCAAGCUAUUCCAAAAAAAAAAAAAAAUGGCUGACGCUCUUAUCAGCUCCACAAUUCAGGUCACCUUGGAAAGGGCACUGUCUCUUGCCUCUGAUAGGAUUGGUUUGCUGGUUGGGUUCAAGAAGGAUGUGGCCGGCAUGACACGUUCUCUCCGCCUGAUCAAUGCUGUCUUGGCUAAUGCUGAAGCAAAGCAAAACCAGGACGGAGCAGUGCAAGAAUGGUUGAAGAGUCUCGAGGAGGUUGCUUAUGAGGUUGACAAUUUGUUGGAUGAGCUCCACUAUGAGUCUCUUCAUCACCAGGUGGAGUCCCGAAACCGACACAAGCUCAAGGUAUGCUGCUUCUUCUCCUUCUCUAAUAUUAAUCUUGCUUUUCGUUGGAGAAUGGCUUCUAAGGUCAGGGACAUCAAACUUAAGUUGAAUGAGAUAAAUCAAGAAGCCAACGGAUUGGGACUGGUCAGUAGGUUAGGGAUGACAGCUGCCCUCCCUGCUGCUGUUGGAGACACAAGAAGUCAGCAGACCGACUCUGUUGUUGCUCCAAUGAUUGGAAGAACCAAUGAUGAAUCAAAGAUAGUGAAGAUGUUGUUGAGCCCGUCUGAGAAGGUUGUUUCUGGUCUUCCCAUAACUGGUAUGGGAGGUCUAGGCAAAACAACUUUGGCUAAAUCGAUAUACAACAAUCAGCAAAUUGAUGAGCACUUUCAGAAAAAGAUUUGGGUUUGUGUAUCGAAAAAAGUUCCAGUAGUAGAACUUUUCAAACUCAUGUUAGUGCAAUUGAUGAAAGGAAAAGUUGAAGUGGAUGAUAGGAAUGUCAUUGUUGAACACAUUCAAAAUCAACUAGGGGAAAAGAGAUAUUUCCUAGUCCUUGAUGAUGUGUGGGAUGAUGAUCAAGCAUUGUGGGAUGACUUUUUCACCACCUUGAAGGGGCUCAAUCCAACUAAUGGAAGUUGGUGUCUGGUCACUACUCGUUUAGGUCCAGUGGCACAUAGUGUGUCUAGAGUUUUGAGGAUGAUGGAAAAUGAAGCCUAUCCAUUAGGAAAACUACCUGAUGAUCAUUGUUGGUCUAUCAUAAAAGAAAAGGUAGUUGGAGAGGGAGAAGAACCUGAUGAACUAAAAGCAAUUAAAGAGAGAGUAAUCGAAAGAUGUGACGGUCUACCAUUGGCUGCAAGUGUAAUCGGAGGUCUAUUGUCUUUAAAGAGAAAAGAGGAGUGGCGAUCAAUUUUGGAGAAUAGGCUUUUGAGUAUGAGUGGAGAUGGAGAUCGUGUGAUGCAAAUACUUAAGUUUAGUUUUGAUAAUUUGCCAUCUCAAUACAUUAAGAAAUGUUUUGCACAUUGGUCUAUAUUUCCUAAGGAUAGUGAGAAAGAAAGGAAUAUGCUUAUCGAACUUUGGAUGGCAGAAGGUUUCCUACAAGUAGAUGCCACCAGCCAAAUGAUGAUGGAGGAAAUUGGAAUGAAUUAUCUGAGAAUUUUAUUGCAGAGUUCAUUGUUGGAAGAAAUAAUUGAUAAGUCAGAAACAUCAAUAUCUUAUAAGAUGCAUGAUUUGGUGCACGACCUUGCAGAGUCAAUGUCAAAGUCUACCAAAGUCAUUAUUGAUCGGGAUACAUAUAUAGUAGACAAUGGUGAUCAGAUUCGUUACCUUGCAAUAGACUUGUCUAGUGGUCGAGAAGACAGAGAAAAACUUUUGGAGAGUCAAUCAAUGUCUCUUCAUACAUUGUUUGUAAAUGGUGACUUAUCUGAUGACAUGUUAAUGAAGUUGAAGAACUUGUAUGUUUUGUUUUUGUCUACUGAAACAACUCAAGAGCUACCAGUAUCAAUUGGCAAACUGAUACAUUUGCGGUAUGUUAACCUUUCGAAGUCUUCAAUUAGUAUUUUGCCAGACUCCCUUUGCAAGCUUUAUAAUCUGCAGACAUUGGCGCUAAGUGGCUCACAAGUUAAAGAUCUUCCGAAGGGGAUGUGCGAUUUGAUUAGCUUGAGACAUCUCCACUAUUAUAAUGAUGAUGAAGAAUUUCAAAUGCCGCUAGAGAUGGGACGGCUGACUUGCCUUCAAACGCUUGAGUUCUUUAACGUGGGGCGAGAGAAGGGUCGACGAAUUGGAGAGCUUGGAAGCUUGAAGAACCUCAAAGGCAAAUUGGAGAUACGCAAUCUUCAACUAGUAAAGGGUAAAGAAGGAGCUGAGGAAGCAAAACUAUCUGAAAAGGCAAAUCUAUUUAGGCUGGAACUUGAGUGGGCCCUUGAUCGAGAAGGCGACGACUACAAUGACGAAGAUGUGUUAGAUGGCCUUCGACCCCACCCAAAUUUGAAGGAAUUGGUAAUUUGAUAUUUUCUGGGUGAUCAAUUUCCUCGAUGGUUAAUGGAUUUGCCAACAACAACAACACUCCCUGAGUCAGCAAAACACUCCCCGAGUUAGCGUGUUUGGUAUUUUUUGGCUGCGACAGAUGCAGAGAACUCCUUCCCCUACAAAUCUUUGCGUCUCUUAAAGAGCUGCAGAUUUGGUGUUGUGACGGGUUGACGAAUCUGCCAGGUGACAUGCUACGCUCUUGUGCCUCUCUCCAGAAGCUUGAGGUGACUGGUUGUGACAAUCUUAUCUCCUUUCCGCUUGAUUUGCAACAAAUGCCUUCUCUCUCGGAGCUGAAAUUAUACGAGUGUCCCGAACUGAAAACAAGCAUGACGCCCAAAGGAUUUGGUUUCCUAACCAGCUUAAGGAAGCUUGUAAUUGGUCCUUUCUCAGAUGAUGGUGAUGAUCAUGAAAAUUCUUCAAUUUACAAUGAGUUUGAUUGGUCUGGAUUGAUAUCCUCCUCCUUCUUCUCUUCGUCAUCCGCACUCCGUGAAUUAGAAUUAUUUGGGUUGCCACACAUGGAGUCCCUGCCACCUCAGAUCCAAUACUUGACCACUCUCACGUCACUAACGCUAGUUGUCUUUGGAGGUAUAAAAGCUCUGCCAGAUUGGUUCGGAAACUUUGCGGCUCUUGAAGACGUGCACUUAUGGUUUUUCAAAGAGCUUGGACAUCUACCCUCUGAGGAUGCCAUGAGAAGUCUCACCAAACUAAAACGUUUGGAGGUUUAUGGUUCUCCUCUGUUAAAAGAAAGAUGCACUCCUGAGAGCAGCGGCCCCGACUCCCAGUGGUCCAAAGUUUCUCACAUUCAAGACCUACGCAUAACCGAUCAUUAUUAACCACUCAUCUUCAGAUCAAAUUCAAUCAUCGAAUUGCAUUUCCCAAUUUUUGUGACAAUGGCCGCGACUCUUGUUUCAAAUUCCUGUGGACUUAGUUCAUCAAACAUGAACUAAUUUCACCACUCUAGUCAAGGAGCAACGGAGGCUCUGAUUCACCUAAAAAUUUGAUUUUGGGCACAAACCUCAACAGGGAACCUCAUGGAUGGCUCUUACCUACUGUCUUUACUUUUUGAAAGUCCUACAAUUCGUUGCUGAACAAGAUCCUGCUUCGGCUGAAUGGCAACAUCUAGGAUGGCAUUCUCUUUUCCUCUGUGCCUCAGAUGGUCAAAGUCUGAGAUAUCUAUUGGGCUGGCCUCUACAAACUGCCCACCAGAAUUUCUUUCCCAAGCUUAUGUAAUGUCUUCCAAGAUCAAAAGCCAUCAUUACCAUGAAUUUCUGCUAAUGAUCAUGGGGGUAAUGGUUGGCGAUAGAGCUUGUAUUAAAGAAAUAGAUUGACAAUGAGGAGCUUGCAAAUUUUCAAGAAGUACUGUAAGGAGUUUUCCAGAGCUGUUGGUCAUCAAAUUGGUUUUUGAUUCUAAGAGUCUGCCAUGGAAGAUGUACUGUUCAUGCAGUGAAGCUGCACAGACUUGUUAUAGUAUCUUCUAACACAAUCAACUCUAAGAUGCAAUUUUUGAAGCAUAUUGCUAUGGUUAGUCAAGACUGCCAAGCAUACUGGUUGGCUGCUGCUACUUGCUGUAAUUAUUUCAUUCGCUAUGAUGAAGGCUAUUAAGAGCAUUUUGCCUUCUAUACUUGUUGGUUGCUCCUCUGUUCAUUGAUUUUGCACUCAGAGAUCAACAUUAACCUUAUAGCUCGGUCUUACUAUCAUUUGUAAUGAAAGUCCUAUGAUCCCUUGUUGAACCAGAUCCUGUCUCAGUCAGAUCAGAUGAAAACAUCCGGGAUAGAAUUCCCUUUUGCUCUCUGCCUCGGAUGGCCAAAGCCUGAGAUCUUCCCUGUCUGUCUGGUGCUGUUAAACUGUCCAACCAAAUCAGCAAUUUGUAGACAUGUUAAUGAGGUGCUAUUUUACUUCUUUUGGAACUCAAUUUGCCAUAUCUUCCAUACUGCUUGUAGUUCAAAGCAGCAGAAAGAUGUGGAUUAGCUGAACCCUGAUAGGUGCUUGCAUCCUUCUUGAAGUUGUAUCUUAGCUCUAUAACAGGCAACAUAUUUUUUUUCUCACUGUUCUGCAGUCGACUACAAGUUGUGCCCAAUGAUACUUUUUCCAUUGCUCUUUG
Molecule: messenger RNA, 4525 nt
Organism: Coffea arabica (coffee)
Lineage: Eukaryota; Viridiplantae; Streptophyta; Magnoliopsida; Gentianales; Rubiaceae
Source: RefSeq, a predicted model, not a curated record